AUGGAAGGGAAGUGCGAUUCUGGACAGAUGUGUGGUGUGGUGUGGUGUCUUUACAGAUUCGGUUUCCAAGGGUAUUCACAUUUCGCAUUGUCUUUAAAGAAAGAAGCUUCAGUGGCAGAGAUGGGAAACCAGAUGGGUGAGUCUUGGGUGUGGGAUCUGGAGUUCAGACGAGAUUUUUUUCAUUGUGAAUUGGAUCAAUACCAAAGCUUUUUACAUCUGUUACAGACCACAGUUUCUACUGUUGGAGUGGAUGCUCUAUUUUGGAGAGGAGAUGCUAUGGGUGUGUACUCGGUGAAGGGCUUGUGCAAUGUCUUAGAGGAGAAAUGGUUGUGUGAGGCAGGAUGGGUGGUGCCAAAAUUGCUCAGCAAGUUGUUGCCUACUAAAGUGACAACAUUCAUGUGGCAAUUGCAGAGGAACAGAGUUGCGACUAAAGAUAACUUUAUGGAGAAGGGUAUCAGCUUGCCGGAUAAUGGGAUAUGUGGGCUGUGCAUGUUAAGCGUCGAAUCAUCUUCGCAUCUCUUCCUUCACUGUAGUGAGGUGUGGGCUUUAUGGUGUAAAGUUCUAUGA
Messenger RNA from Lotus japonicus, 567 nucleotides. RefSeq lists its product as uncharacterized. NCBI's taxonomy places the organism in Eukaryota, Viridiplantae, Streptophyta, Magnoliopsida, Fabales, Fabaceae. The transcript has a single exon. The record is from RefSeq and is a predicted model, not a curated record. The coding region runs from base 1 to 567 and encodes 188 amino acids.